Molecule: messenger RNA, 1132 nt
Organism: Peromyscus maniculatus bairdii (prairie deer mouse)
Lineage: Eukaryota; Metazoa; Chordata; Mammalia; Rodentia; Cricetidae
Source: RefSeq, a predicted model, not a curated record
UUCCAGAUCAAGAAGGGAGCUCUCUGCUGUGCCUGCUGCAGUCCUGAUAUCCAACCCCAGGAAACAAAACCGUGACAUUAUACAACAACUGAGGCCACUGAGGUCUGCUUCCUGUGUUGACCAUGGCCGUGUGGAGCUGCCUGGUGACAGGAGCAGGAGGGUUUCUGGGCCAGAGGAUCAUCCGCUUGUUGGCUCAGGAGAAAGAGGUGAAGGAGAUCAGGGCCUUGUUCAGGUCCUUCACUCCAAAACACAAGGAGGAAUUAUCCAAGCUGCAGACAAAAGCCAAGGUGACAGUGCUGAGGGGAGACAUUCUGGAUGCCCAGUGCCUGAGGAGAGCCUGCCAGGGCGUCUCUGUUGUCAUCCACACCGCUGCUUCCAUUGACAUCUUGGGUGCCAUUCCCAGACAGACCGUCUUGGAUAUCAACCUGAAAGGUACAGUGUCUCAGGAGGAUAUGGAGAGCUUGGGAAAAUUAGAAUGUUGGAGCCUUCCUCUGCCCCUGCUCUACUGGCUUGCUUUCCUGUUGGAAACUGUGAGCUUCCUGCUGCGUCCAAUCUACAAUUACCAGCCUCCUUUUAAUCGCUAUAUGGUCACAAUAUUAAAUACUGUGUUCACCUUCUCCUACAAGAAAGCUCAGCGAGAUCUGGGCUAUGAGCCACCUGUCAGCUGGGAGGAAGCCAGACAGAAAACUUCUCAGUGGAUCGGGUCACUAGUGGAGCAGUACAAGGAGACACUGAACACAAAGACUCAGUAAUGUGAGCAUGGCAGGGACAUGGCCCUGAAAUUGUCAGGUCCUCCAGAAAGGGUCUAAGACACAACCCAUCUCCUACACUUCCCUUUGACACACUGGCCAACUUGUCUUCUGGUCACCAAAGCCUUGCCAGGCACUGACCCAGUCCCAAACUUUUGCCCUGAGCACUUGCCCAGAGACACACAGGCUGUGUGCUAUGUGCCUCAGCUGCUGUGACCAAAGGCUCAGUUUCUGGUGGUGAACUGAGCAGAGCCUCCUGUAACUUAGAAUUUCAUCAGUGUUUCCAUUUCCCCUCUCACAGUUCCAAAGCAUUGCUUGUCUGAGAAAAUUCCCAUUGCUUCCUGAAGCUCAAAGAAAGAACAAUAAAAAGGUUUCAUGCCUAA